UUCUUUAUAUCUUCACGGUUUCAUUCUUCUCCUCUCAUCUCCACCGUCCAUCUUCUUUUAAUCUGAACCAUCCAUGUGUCCUCUUCUCUUCAAUCGAAUAAGAUGGGGGUAACGUAGCACGUUAUCCAAAUCCAAAAAUCCAAAGAAUUGUAAAUAUAUUUGAUCGAUUGAUUAUGGCCACUAAAAUGUUCUCUGCAUCUCCGGUAAUCUCCGCCUCCGCCGCCACCAAAGCGCCGCUCCUCCCCAAGGCCGUACCAUCGCGUCUAGGCGCCUCCUUGGCAGCCGCAGUCGCCGCGACAACCGUCCUGACAAUGGCUCCGGCGCUGCCUUCGGCUGGCGAGGGGAACCAAACGUACAGAAUAUACUACGGGACGGCAGCGAGCGCGGCGAACUACGGGGGAUACGGAGGGAACUCGGACAGGAAGACGUCGGCGGAGUACGUGUACGAUGUGCCGGAAGGGUGGAAGGAGAGGCUGGUGUCGAAGGUGGAGAAGGGCACAAACGGAACAGACAGCGAAUUCUACAAUCCGAAGAAGAGGACGGAGAAGGAGUACCUGACAUUCCUGUCUGGGUUCAGACAGCUGGCGCCGAGGGAUGUGAUUCUGAACAACCUCGCCCUGUCGGGUGAGCUGCAGGAUCUGAUCGCAGGCGCAGACAGUGUGUCGGAAGAGAAGAAGGACGAGGAGACAGGGCAGGUUUACUAUCUGUACGAGAUCGAAGGAGUCGGGAAGCACAGUCUCAUCACAGUCACUUGCGCUAAGAACAAGCUCUACGCCCAUUUCGUAAAUGCCCCUGCGCUCGAGUGGAACCGCGACCACGAUACAUUAGCCCACCUUCGCGACUCCUUCAAGACCGUCUAGUUUCACUCGAUCCAUCCAUCUCCUCCAAACAUUUAUUUGUCCCUAUAUAUUUUGCUUUUAUCAUAUGAUCUAUCAUCCUUUGUAUCUUCUUGGGGUUUGUGAUCCUUCCUUAUCAUCAAAAAAUCUUUUUGGAUGUUAAAAGGGACAGUCAAAAUAACAAGGUAGAUAAUUUUGUUCUCUUAA
Eutrema salsugineum is the source of this 1043-nucleotide messenger RNA. RefSeq names its product thylakoid lumenal 19 kDa protein, chloroplastic. Lineage: Eukaryota; Viridiplantae; Streptophyta; Magnoliopsida; Brassicales; Brassicaceae. The record is from RefSeq and is a predicted model, not a curated record.